Messenger RNA from Larimichthys crocea (large yellow croaker), 1044 nucleotides. RefSeq lists its product as uncharacterized. The record is from RefSeq and is a predicted model, not a curated record. Lineage: Eukaryota; Metazoa; Chordata; Actinopteri; Sciaenidae. The transcript is spliced from 7 exons. Bases 33 to 833 code for a protein of 266 amino acids. Gene Ontology annotation, molecular function: chemokine activity. Gene Ontology annotation, biological process: immune response. Gene Ontology annotation, cellular component: extracellular region.
AGUGAAGGUUCUGGAUUUCAGCAGAUAGAAACAUGCAGUGGACUGUCCAGGUCAUCGUGGUUCUCCUGAACAUAGCAUGGAUUGCCUUCUUUUUACAGCCUGAUCCUUUCUCAGUGUUUGUACAGAGAAGAAGCUCUGACAGCUCUGAUGAGGAGAUGCUGUUUAGACAGUUUUGUAUUCAGCCUCAUCCUGACAUGAACUGGGCUUCGACUGCACAUUCAGCCAACAUCACCCCUAAUAAAACCAACAGCACCAACAUGACAGCUGAAGAGAAAACAAAGCUCUCUUUGCAUGAAGCUCACGUCAUCAAUAAGACUGAAACUCAUGACUGUCAGUGCAACAACACACAUAUGAAACAAAGUGAUUACUCAGGGUUUUCAGAUAUCAAGUUCAGAGCUCCAGCACCGGGAUGUAAGCCUAUGAUAAUCAUGACGUUUCCCAACAAGAAGGUGUGUGUUGAUGUGGAAACCUUCUUUUCUGUCUUUGAUUCACUUGCUUCAGACAGCUCAGAAGCUGCUCAUGUUACAGUGACCCGGCAGUCGAAACCUCCUGUCCAAGAAAAAGACGAGGACCCAACACGUUCUCCUGGUUUGAACAGGUCUGAGAUGCCUCCAGCUUUUCCCAUGUCAAUAAUCGGUCCUGAUGACUGCUGCUUGAAAUUCUACCCGAGAAGAGUGAUGAAAAACUUCAUCAAGUCAUAUUAUCUGUCUGAUCACCGCUGCUCGAAGGCUGCAGUCAUUCUGGUUACACAAAAGUCUCGUCGCAUCUGUGCAGAUCCGUCUCUCACCUGGGUCGACGGCAUCAUGAAAUAUUUGGAUGAGAAGUCCUUUUAAGCCAACUGCCCGCCCUUUAAAGUCACUGCGACUUUUGUUGCUUUAUCACAUACUAUGAAAUGCAUGCUGCAAUGUGGCUUAUGAUUCUGAUAUCAUGUGCAAAAUCUGUCUCAGUAAUUAAAGGUUUAAUCUUUCUCUUUUCUUGUAAUUUCUUUUGAAUGCUUUGUAUUAUCCACAAUAUCAUACAGUAAAAAAUCAGUUUAAAAACUUU